Molecule: messenger RNA, 1207 nt
Organism: Medicago truncatula (barrel medic)
Lineage: Eukaryota; Viridiplantae; Streptophyta; Magnoliopsida; Fabales; Fabaceae
Product: nuclear transcription factor Y subunit C-3
Exons: 4
Coding region: 153-935 (260 amino acids)
Biological process (GO): regulation of transcription by RNA polymerase II
Cellular component (GO): nucleus
Molecular function (GO): RNA polymerase II cis-regulatory region sequence-specific DNA binding; DNA-binding transcription factor activity, RNA polymerase II-specific; protein heterodimerization activity
Source: RefSeq, a predicted model, not a curated record
GAUAGUAAAAAGGUAAGAAAAAACCAUUAUAAAUAGGUUGUGAGGAACCAAGUUCUGUUCACAACACAAACACAGCUUUAUUGUAUUUCGCACUUUUGUCUCUCAGAGGCUCUCAGUUUUCGUGGAACCAAGCUUCGUUUUUUGAGGGAAGAAUGGACCAUCAAGGGCAUAACCAGAAUCCGCAAAUGGGGGUUGUCGGUAGUGGCAGUCAAAUGCCAUACGGAUCUAACCCAUAUCAAUCAAACCAAAUGACUGGGGCCCCAGGAUCAGUUGUUACAUCAGUUGGGGGCAUGCAGUCCACUGGUCAACCUGCUGGAGCUCAGCUGGGUCAGCAUCAACUUGCUUACCAGCAUAUCCAUCAGCAGCAACAGCAGCAACUUCAGCAACAGCUGCAAUCCUUCUGGUCAAACCAGUACCAGGAAAUCGAAAAGGUUACUGAUUUCAAGAACCACAGCCUUCCUCUGGCAAGGAUCAAGAAGAUCAUGAAGGCUGAUGAGGAUGUUAGAAUGAUAUCAGCUGAAGCACCUGUCAUAUUUGCAAGGGCCUGUGAGAUGUUCAUAUUGGAGUUAACCCUGCGCUCAUGGAACCACACUGAGGAGAACAAAAGGAGGACACUUCAGAAGAAUGAUAUUGCUGCUGCAAUCACUAGGACUGAUAUCUUUGAUUUCCUGGUUGACAUUGUGCCUCGUGAGGACCUGAAAGAUGAAGUGCUGGCUUCAAUUCCAAGAGGAACAAUGCCUGUUGCUGGGCCUGCUGAUGCUCUUCCUUACUGCUACAUGCCACCUCAGCAUGCCUCCCAAGUUGGAACUGCUGGUGUCAUAAUGGGCAAGCCUGUGAUGGACCCAAACAUGUAUGCUCAGCAGCCCCAUCCCUACAUGGCACCACAAAUGUGGCCACAGCCUCCGGAACAGCGACCACCAUCUCCAGAUCACUAGAUGCUGAGAUGUGGAUGUUAAGAUUGCAGGGAACUGCAAUGGGGGUGGGGGUGAAACUGUUCCAUUGGUGCGAUCAGAAACUGUAGCUGAGAUGGUUUACUUGCAUUGCAGACUAUUAUGUAGAUAAUAUGCCAGUAAUAACUUAUCUUUAUGUUUAAUUAAGCUGGGUAAAAUGUAAUAUGGGUUUAAACCUUAUGGUCUUCGGAUGAUAUAUAUUAUGUACUUGCAGACUUCUAUUGCCUAUUGGGUUAUAUUUACUAUGGUUUAAGUUA